AUGGGUGAAGUGACAAGACUUUGUCACAGCGCCAGCCCAAAUACCCCCACCACUAUGAAAUUUGCGCGGCAAAACCGCGACGCCAUUUUGGUGAUGGAGAUUGUGGUGUUCAGACGUUUCGAUUUUUUGGUGGUGCGUGACAUAAUAUUACUAGAUGUGCAAUAUUUAUAUUGUUAUUCUGCUGUCUACAUACAAACGUUUUUCACAAUAAAUCCACUUCCUUGUGUUCUCUGUGGGGAAGAUGCAGUGAUGCUUCAAAAAUCAAGAAUCCUUCGUUUCGUCUACGGGAUUCGACGUCCAGUUCACAAUUUUCUUCGCAUCUAAUUGUGAGUCGCAUGCAUUUUUAUUCCUCUGGUCACCCAAUCAUGUCGUAGGAUGAAAGGUCCGAAUCGGCACGGAUGACUGGUUGUACUAUGUGGAAUUUUUGUCGAGCAUAGUGACCUCGGGUAUAUACCCGUGAAUAGUAACAUUUUCUUGUUUGUGUAUUAGCUCAGGAUAGGUUUUCUUACA
Frieseomelitta varia is the source of this 510-nucleotide messenger RNA. RefSeq lists its product as uncharacterized. Lineage: Eukaryota; Metazoa; Arthropoda; Insecta; Hymenoptera; Apidae. The record is from RefSeq and is a predicted model, not a curated record. The coding region runs from base 1 to 324 and encodes 107 amino acids. The transcript has 4 exons.